Messenger RNA from Xylaria bambusicola, 3375 nucleotides. Its product is annotated as WD repeat domain-containing protein. The record is from RefSeq and is a predicted model, not a curated record. Gene Ontology annotation, cellular component: Pwp2p-containing subcomplex of 90S preribosome; small-subunit processome. The coding region runs from base 92 to 3223 and encodes 1043 amino acids. The transcript has 3 exons. Gene Ontology annotation, biological process: rRNA processing. Lineage: Eukaryota; Fungi; Ascomycota; Sordariomycetes; Xylariales; Xylariaceae. Gene Ontology annotation, molecular function: protein binding.
CAAGCGCCGACAAGUCAGUCUCUGCGGCAAUAUACAGACAGACUCGUGAACGACACACGGACCCUCUUCAGCGCCCCUGUCCAAGACCACGAUGCCGCAUUCCGACCAAGAUGGACGCCUUGUCAAGCGCCAAAAGCUAGGCUCUGUUGUCAAGACCAAACCCGAGACUGCCAACAGCUCUCGCAUAUUCGCUCCCUAUCGGACUGUAGGCUUAGUCUCCCCAACUGGUGUACCCUUCACCUCGACACCCUUGGGCAAGACCACAUUCCAGGUCACCACCUCGGCCGGACGAUCUCUCCAGACAUACGACUUAAAGCGUGGACUUAAUCUUGUGUUUAUGACGCGGCCACAGACGCCUUCUGAAAUCACCGCCACCUAUUCAUGGAGAAAAAGGGUCUUUGCAGCAUGGGGUGAUGUAAGCAGCGGUGCCCCCCAACAGGGCAUCUGGAUUUUUGAGCGGGGAAGGAAAGUUGGUCACUUGGAGCUGCCCUCCGACCUACAACAGCCCAUAAAGCAGAUCUUGGUGUUCGGCUCCUGGAUAGUGGCUUGUUCGGCAACAAGGAUAGAGGUCUGGACGAUGGCAACGCUUGAACAUUACACUACACUCUUUACAAUGGCCACUCGGAAAGGUGAUAACGAAAUCACUGGGGGUAUAUGCACAAUGCCGACCUACCUCAAUAAAAUCUUCGCUGGGCGUCGGGAUGGCUGGGUAGAAAUAUGGAACGUGUCGACCGGGAAGCUCAUCCAUACCCUUCUGCCUCCCUCCUCUAACUGUGGUGCUGUUACUUGUAUGCAGCCUUCGCACGCACUGUCGCUUAUGGCUAUAUCAUAUGCCACAGGAUCUCUUACUAUCCGGAAUAUUCUUACCGAUAAGACACUCAUCCAAGUCGAUGCCGGUACAGAGGACGCUCCCGUGACAAGUAUCUCAUUUCGAACAGACGGCAUGGGGGCAGGGCAUGACGGUCGUAAGGACGGUGUUGUGGCAACUGCCACAAAUACGAGCGGCGACAUUACCUUUUGGGACUUAAAUGAUGGGGGGCGAGUUAUGGGAAUUUUGAGAAGCGCUCACAACCCACCAUCCCGAGACGGCACCAACGUGCGUGGCGGCGUGAGCAAGGUUGAGUUCCUAGCAGGCCAACCUGUUAUCGUCACAAGCGGUCGGGAUAAUUCCCUCAAGACGUGGAUAUUUGACCAGACGCCGUUCUCGCCCGUACCUAGGAUACUGCACACCCGAAGCGGUCAUGCAGCGCCUGUCACGUGUCUUCGUUUCUUACCCUCAGACUUUGACGGCGCCGAAGCAGGCAACAAAUGGCUUCUUAGCGGAGGUGAAGACAAGAGCUUAUGGGGUUGGAGUCUUCGCCGAGAUGGCCAAAGUACCGAAUUAAGCCAGGGCAAUAUACGAAAGAAAGCCAAAAAGCACGGGAUUUUGACCACAGGCGCCCUCGGUCACGGUCCAACAACGACCCUCGAAGAUUUAAAAGCUCCAGAAGUCACUUGUAUCGCUUGUUCACUAAAUCGAGAUGGUGGCAUGGGCGCUCUUCCGGGCAAGCAACCGCUGUGGCAAAAAUCGCGAGAUCCAAAGAAGUCCCUUGAUGCUGAGAUCAGUGGCAUGACUGGUUGGGAAAGUGUCGUCACUGCUCACAAAGACGACUCGUUCGCUCGCACGUGGUUCUGGGGACGAAAGCGUGCAGGCAGGUGGGCGUUCCAAACCGGCGACGGCACAAACGUAUCGACGGUUACUAUGAGCUCCUGUGGAACCUUUGCUGUUGUUGGGUCCGUUGGUGGGUCGAUUGAUAUGUUCAACUUACAGUCAGGGCUACAUAGGCAGAGGUUCCCAUCUAAGUUAACACCCGCGCAAGCUAGACAGGUCAAGAUGCAGCAAGCGAGGCAAGCAGACACAGUUCUCCAGCUACAAGCUCGCACAUCUUCCAAGUUCCUUCCCGGAACAGGCAAGCAUGUAAAGGCCGUUACUGGUAUUGUCGUCGACUCCAUGAACCACCUCGUGAUAAGCUGUUCUCUCGAUGGCCGAGUCAAAUUUUGGGAGUUUCUAACGGGGAAUCUAGUUCAUGAGAUCAAUUGGGCUCCAAUGACUGCGAUUACUGGAUGCCGCUACCACUCUGCAAGUGAUCUCAUAGCCUUCUCCUGCGACGAUGGGUCUAUUCGCGUGGUAGAUAUAGAAACUAGACACAUCAUUCGCGAAUUCUGGGGCUGUCAGGGCAAAAUCAAUGAUUUUACUUUCUCGAACGAUGGACGUUGGAUAGUGGCCGCAUCUCAAGACUCCAUAAUACGGGUCUGGGACCUACCUACAAGUCAUCUAAUUGACGCAAUCCGGCUCGAAAGACCUUGCACUGCUCUGGCAUUUUCAACCACGGGUGAAUACCUUGCUGCUGCAUCUGAGGGCGAACUGGGCGUUCAGAUUUGGAAUAACAAGAGCCUUUUCACACAUGUUCCAACAAAACAGAUAUCUGAGAGUGCUAUAUCACAAAUCUCUGGACCUACGGCCUCGGGAGAAGGUGGCCAGGGGUUGCUAGAAGCAGCAUUCGAGGAUGAGUCGGUGGACGAUGAGGAUCAAGUCGCUGCACCCAGCUUAGACCAACUCAGCGUUGACAUGAUGACUCUCAGCUUGGUUCCUAGGAGUAGAUGGCAAACUCUGUUACAUCUUGACUUGAUCAAGAAGAGAAAUAAGCCCAAAGAAGCACCCAAAGCUCCGGAAAAGGCACCUUUCUUCUUGCCAUCCACAACUGGGGCGGCGUCGUCAACUCUGAUUGCUCCCGAGACAAAAGCAAACGACAACCCGAACGAGUCGAGACUUACGAAAUAUGACCAAAGCAGGAUGGAACAAGCAUUCACGGGCAGCUUGCGGGCUGGAGCUGCCAGCGGGAACUACGACGAUUUCAUUGAACAUCUGAAGGCUCUUGCUCCAGCGACCGCAGAUCUUGAAUUGCGGUCUCUUUCGUCAGAUGGAGACGAAGAGUCUAAUGAGUUGCUACAAUUUAUCCGAGCUCUUACAAGUCGUCUCAGGGCAAGGCGAGACUAUGAGCUUACCCAGGCGUGGAUGACAGUCUUUUUGCGGCUACACUUUGAUUUGAUCAUUGAAAGCGAUACCCUCAUGAACGCACUCGGGGAGUGGAAGCAGAGCCAGGCCAAGGAAUGCGAGAGAUUAGACAGCCUCGUAGGGUAUUGUGGCGGUGUGGUUAGCUUUUUAAGAAGCCCAAGAACAUGAUACUAGUCUUCUACCUCAACAGAUAGGAUAUGUAAUACUGAGUUGUAGAGUGUGGUGCUCCAUACCAUGAUCCCAUGUGCUCCAUUUCACAUGUCAUUAAGUGCGCAAGUCGCCACAGACGCGAAUCUCGAUGUCGAUCACAUGUAUCUCAC